Dictyostelium discoideum AX4 is the source of this 444-nucleotide messenger RNA. It is a transcript of the gene cda, whose product is annotated as cytidine deaminase. Bases 1 to 444 code for a protein of 147 amino acids. The transcript has 3 exons. Gene Ontology annotation, biological process: nucleobase-containing small molecule metabolic process; pyrimidine-containing compound metabolic process; carbohydrate derivative metabolic process. Lineage: Eukaryota; Evosea; Eumycetozoa; Dictyosteliales; Dictyosteliaceae. Gene Ontology annotation, molecular function: zinc ion binding; cytidine deaminase activity. The record is from RefSeq and is a predicted model, not a curated record.
AUGAACCAAGAAGAAUUAGAAAAAUGUAUUGAUGCCGCCCAAAACAGUCAACAAUAUGCUCAUUGUCCAUAUUCUCAUUUCAGAAUUGGUGCAGCUCUUUUAACAAGUUGCGGUAAAAUUUUCACUGGUGUCAAUGUUGAAAACUCAUCAUAUGGUUUAACAAUCUGUGCUGAAAGAACUGCCUACACUAAAGCAGUAAGUGAGGGUUAUAAAAGUUUUAAAGGAAUUGUUGUAGCUAGUGACUUAAAGGAUAGAUUUAUUACUCCAUGUGGUGCUUGCAGACAAUUUGGUGUUGAAUUUGGAGACUUUGAAGUUGUGUGUGUCAAACCAGACAGAAGCACUUUCAAAAGUUCAACUCAUAAACUUCUUCCAGGAUUAUUCUCUCAAGAAGAUUUAAUCGCUAAAGCUGAACAAGAUGAAAGAGAAUGUAAGGCUCAAAAUUAA